CAAAAGGGACAGUGGCGAUAGGCAACUCUAUUAGUAACACCUCUGCAUAUGUCCGAGUCCCCUUGGUCCACUCGAGCAUGUCUGCGCAAAGGCAUUCCAAGCCUGCAUGGCUUGGCUUAGAAUAUGACCUUUCUGUGCAGAUAUUUUGGCAGUUGCAUCUCCUGAAGGUCUCAUUAAACCUGACGUGUUUAGCUCUGAAAGCGCCUGCCAAUGCGCAUUUUACUAUCCCUUUUUCCUGUUCUCAUACUCUAGUCCUCGAUGCGCAGUAAACCCAGUGCCUCAUACCCAAGCCGUUGAUGUUUGCCACUGUGUAUGGCUACCUCACGAAUUCUAGAAUCACGACCGCAAUAUGCAC
Molecule: messenger RNA, 355 nt
Organism: Linderina pennispora
Lineage: Eukaryota; Fungi; Kickxellomycota; Kickxellomycetes; Kickxellales; Kickxellaceae
Exons: 1
Coding region: 78-269 (63 amino acids)
Source: RefSeq, a predicted model, not a curated record